GAUGAACACAUUCAGACUCUCUCUCUACAUCACAGCGAUCAGAGCAUCUUCCGGAGGAGUAAAGCAUACUUUUAUGAACUAACCCAGUUUAUUAGACUCAUAUGAGGAUGAUUUGUGUAUUAUUUUGUCUAGUUUUAUUUGUCGGGUCAGGGGAUGCGAGUACACGAGCAGUGAAGAUGAGCCUGGUGGAGUCUUCCACACACGAACUCUCAGCCCGUCGGACUCCCGUGUCAGCCCAUCACGCUGAGGAAGAGUAUGAUGAAGAUCGUGUGACCCGGACACAUCACGCGCAGAGAGUUCCACGCGGCUCCAAAUCAAAACAACCGUCUGCUCACGAGCACCGACACCUCCCGAGACCGCAUCCUGAUCCGGACAGCUUCUUCACCACACCCCGGACCUUUAACGGGUCUCUGCGGGUUCAUAACCCGUUAUACCCGCUCACGGAGGAGUCGUACAGCGCGUACGCGGUCAUGACGUUGUCUCUGCUCGUGUUCUCGGUGGGUGUCGUGGGGAAUCUCGCGCUCAUGUGUAUCGUGUGGCACAAUUAUUACCUGAAGAACACGUGGAACUGUGUGCUGGCCAGUCUGGCCCUCUGGGACUUCACAGUUCUGUUCUUCUGUCUGCCCAUCGUGAUCUUCAACGAGCUCACCAAGAGGAGACUGAUGGGGGACCUGUCCUGCAGAGUGGUGCCAUAUGUGGAGGUGACGUCUCUUGGCGUGACCACUUUCACUCUGUGUGCAGUGAGUAUCGACCGUUUCCACACGGUGACCAGCGUUCAGCCGCGACCUCGGCAGGUCGAGUCCUGUCAGUCCAUCCUGGCGAAACUGUCUGUGAUCUGGAUCGGAUCUAUGGUCCUCGCCACCCCUGAACUGCUCAUGUGGCAGUUAGAACAAGAGAUUUCUCCUCGGACGGGUCUACCGGUGGAUUCGUGCGUUCAGCAACCGUCCGUCAAUCUCCCGGAGACGCUGUACUCGCUCGUUUUGACGUACCAACAGGCCCGAAUGUGGUGGAGUUUUGGCUGUUUCUUUUGUUUGCCAUUACUCUUCACCGCCGCAUGCCACCUGCUCACGCGACACGUCACGGACGACAACGCCAAAACGGUGGGUAAACCCCUCCGGCCUUCAUCUACCUCCUCUUCCUCAUCGUCAUCGUCCUCGUCACCAAAACAAAAGCUGCAGCAACGACUAGAGCGUCAGAUGACCCGCACGGUUGUGGCGUUGGCGAGCGUCUACACCAUGUGCAGUUUACCGGAAAACGCCUGGAAUAUUGUGCUGACCUACACGAGUGUGGAGACCUCACAGGCCACGUGGGCACUCCUGGCUCUGAUUGGUCAGUUCCUGUUAUUCGUGCGGGCGGGAACGACGCCCGUGCUGUUGUUGUGCAUAUGUCGGUCUCUCGGGCAGGGGUUCAUGGACUGCUGUUGCUGCUGUUGUGAGGAGUGUCUGCCAGACACUUCCUCCUCAUCUUCAUCCACCAAUGCCACGGCGAUCCCCUCCCCACCAUCAUCACCCGCAUCCGUCCAGGAGCAGAAGCUGAAGAUCGUGUCGGGAGCGUCGCCCGCAUUGCCCGCCGUGUUCUUCGAUAAAGUGAAGGACAGUCCAGACGAGAUGAUCAUCGGAACGCCGUGCUGAUCCAGAACGUUCUUGUGUUCAUGCGUUGAUGAAUAUUCGCUGGACUCAGCACCGGACUAGUGUUCGUUUAUCCAAGCUGUGAAUUAAUUUAUCCAUUACUAACGUCUUUAAAGGGAUAGUUCAUCCAUUAAUUAAAACUCGUCAUUUACUUGCCCUCAUGAAUACAAAAAGAUAUGUUUAGUAAAAUGUUUGUACUGUUCUUUCCCAUAUGAUGAAUGCUCACAGUGACCAUACAAGUGUAUUUCAAAGCCUUCUGAAGACUCGCAAUGGCGUUGUGUCGAAAAACACGAAAAAGGUUCCCCUCUACCGCGGCUCUCAAACCUCAUCCGUGUAUAUCCAGAUGUGACGUCAUUGGUUCUUGCGUGUCUCGUAUCCUAUUGUCAUUGAUUUCAAACCUGCCGUAACACAUUCCGAUGUGCCAUUUAUGAAAUUAAAGCUGCAUUACGCAACUUUGUGCUCUCUAGCGACAUCUGUGGUUGAAACUUGAAACUGCAGAGCAAUUUACGUAAGAACACUUUACGCGAGUCGUGUUUCGUCUCGUCUGGAGGACGAGUCUUAUGAUUUUGACCAUGAUUGGGAGAUAUUCAGAGCCGGAGUCAUAAUGUGUUACGAUUGAACGGUAAAACCUGAAAUAUCACUGGUUUUCAUAUAUUUUUAAAUAACGAUUUUGACACUUUUUCUGACACACACUCAAAGUGCUUUUACAUAAAGAACCGGGGACUCAAUCACCUCAAUCAUUAUCCGUAUAUUUGAAUUUAAAAGUGUUUUAUCCACUAUUAAUGUCUGUAUUAUCAAUUUAAGAGGUGAAACUCGUGAUAUGGCUGAUUCGAGUUCAAUGUUUAACUUUAUUAUUGUUAUAUUAUAUUAUACAGCCUCAGUUGAUAAUGCAAGUGAACCGUUAUAUUACAAUAGUACGUCUCUGCAAUGCACACAAUAACAACGCACACUAAAAACAUAAAACAAGGAUUCAGUAAUAAAGGGGUUCAAAUAUACUUUAUUAAACUUGAUAAUAAUAUGUUUAACAAUGACGAGUCAAUUUCAGAAGUUAUAAAUGUCAGCAAACAUGUCACAGGAACUUCCCUGAUAACGUAGAUACAUCGCGAUCGGUUACUAUACGAGUAAUGUUCGAUUCAUACAAACACGACAAUAUAAGCUAUCACUAUCUACUGCUUACAUGGGAACGAGGCGGCUGGCUCUUCUUUCCGAGUUACAGGACGUGACGUAACGAAGGAUGUACGUCAUAAGCCAGCGUGCAAAAUCAUACCCCACGGCUCAAAAUACUAAUUAUAUUUAUAGGCUUACCGUAGUGCAUCGGGAUAAGAACAUUGUUUUGAAAACUAAUUGUCGAUUUGUUCAUUUUUAACCAAAAAAAUCUUACAUGGUGGAGCUCUGUCAAUCAAUGACAUUUUUAAUCAAAUUAUAUAUAUAGAAUUAACUGAUUAAUCAAAUAUAUCAAUAUUUGACAAAUAUAACAAAUAAUUAUUCAACUAUUGUAUUUCGAUUAUUAAAUAAGAUCAUUAAAUGAAUGGAACAUUAUUGUUGUUUCAGAUGAGUCAAGCGGAUUAGAGAAUACAAAAGUGGCAGUUUAUUGUUUAUUUCCAUAUUGUUGAUCGUAAGCCUGUCAUUGGCCUUCAGUUCGAAUCCAUCCAUUUCGCAAUUCAUCAAUCUACAAAGUGUUUUUAGGACGCUGGGUCAAGUUAAACAUAGUUUGAAACUGUAAAACACAUCUUGAGAGCCCUGUGUUCAGAAUUGCGCACCGUCUGGUUGCUUGAACGCAAAAAUGCAUCGUCAUCUUGUGUCGUCUGCUGUUAGGAAGUGUUGUUUGUUGUCUGCACUGCCGCAGUUGCGCUUACCGCCCCCUGCUGACUGGGAUGCAUAAACAGUUAACGUUCCUUAUUAUGGUCCGGGGGCAAGAUUAAUCGCAUAAUGUUUUUACUGUAGCCUAUAAAUAACAUGUUAAAUCAACAGCGCUAAUUUGAAUAUACAGUGUGUAAUCAUACGUUCCACCUUGCCGAAUGUAGGAGUGUUACUGUGGAGACGUAGCGUGUGUGGAGGCUUCGCGCUAUUCUCCGCAGCAUCCACGCACAACUCACCACACGCCCCACCGAGAGCGAGAACCACAUUAUAGUGACCACGAGGAGGUUAUCCCAUGCGACUCUACCCUCCCUAGCAACCGGGCAAUUUGGUUGCUAAGGAGACCUGUCUGAAGUCACUCAUAUUAUUAAAAAUUUGUGAAUAAAACUUCCCAACUUAAGACUUCAUUGAGCUCAAGACUCGCCCCCCCCCCAGUAUGUUAUCAUGCAUCUUCCAAAAUAGAUGGACAUUUUUGGGGGGUUGAAGUGUUCCUCCAUGUUGACUGUAAGAUGAGAGUUACACGAAGAAAGAUUUUCAGAUGAUGAUCGUUUUCAUUGUUGCUGUAAUUCUUUUCGAGCGGUCCAUUGUCAUCGUAAACACUCCAUCAGUGCAACGGCUGAACACGCAAAACUCAAAACUGUAAUUCAUUUGUACGUUUGAUUGUCUCUUAUUAAUAAUAACUAAUAUUUUGGCUUGUUUACACACACAUGUUGUACUGCUGGACUGUCGGUCACAGCAAACUUGAAAACAGUCCAAUGCAUCGUGUUUUCAUCGAUUUAAUGCACUUAAAUUCAUUUUAUUAUGUUUAAAAGAAUGAAGUUAUCGUUUGAUAUGAUGACUAUAUAGCUGUGGUGUUGCAAAGAGAACGUGUCAUCUGGACAAUGUGCUUUUGUGAGACGUCAAUGAUUGUGUCUCAAAGACCGUCUGAUUCUCUGCUGGAAUUAAACAACCCGUGCUGGUGUACAAACAUUAACCUGUUAGAUGAACAUGUGUUUUGAAGAGCGUGUAGCUGAACAGACUGUUAGCAUCAGAUUUUUGUAUAUCUUUUGUACUUGGUUGCAGCCAAUAAAGUUUAAAUAAGCAAGAAAUAUUUUACCUCUUCCUCACUUACACAUAAACGUAAAGAAGUACUUGUGUGAGCCGUCUGGUAAACACACAGUGAACUGCUGUUUCUUGGCUGUUGUGAAGAUAUUUCCCUCCUACAGUAGAUUCUCAGGAGCCGUGGGGGCCCAUAAAGGCCGUAUUGUUCCUCAUCCGCGACCCCCGCACUGAAUAUCAAUAGCGGCCCCUUCGCGGUUGCUAGGCUGCUUUCACACGCGCCUUUCAGCAUUCAGACCGCAAACAGCAACAGACCUGAAACAGACGCGACAUUCUCCGCUUUCUCUCUCUCUCAGAGCACCUGUUGUCGUGGAGACGGAGUCGUCUGUUGGCGGACAUGCUCUGAUGUGGAGAAGGGUAACUCGGAGGGGCAGUUCAGCUGCUCAAGUGGAAGAAUGGGGUAACAAGUCAUUUGGGUCAGAUUAAAAGAUCUGCUUGGGGAUACACACUCGCACUGAAUGAGGUCGAGUGUGUGUUUAUACGCAGCGUGUGCGAAUACGAUAGUCUUUUGAUAUCUUCUCUCGCAACCCAAACUGUCUUUGGUUUUACUCGCCCCUAGCAUACGUAGGCCAGCAAAAUAACUCAUGCAAGUACACAAAAGUUCAAACUCCGAGGCGAUAUGGUUUCCUCUAAAUGUCUGUGCCAUUAAACUAGCUGUUAUAGAGUACAACAGAUAGUAAACAACUACAUUACCCAUCAUGCAGUAGAGAAAGAUCCACCAAUCAGAGAAUGCCGGCCAACGAAACAUGUUUGUAGCGACCGCACACUCCCAUGACGCAUUGUGAAUGACGUAACUACUUAUAUAAUGGUAUAUUUUACAAUAAAUGUCAAAUAUAUUGUUUCUAUACUUAUAAUCAACAACAUAAAAUCAAUAGUUUUACACAUUCCCAUCGU
Xyrauchen texanus (razorback sucker) is the source of this 5477-nucleotide messenger RNA. It is a transcript of the gene gpr37l1a, whose product is annotated as G protein-coupled receptor 37 like 1a. The transcript is spliced from 3 exons. Gene Ontology annotation, biological process: positive regulation of MAPK cascade; adenylate cyclase-inhibiting G protein-coupled receptor signaling pathway. Lineage: Eukaryota; Metazoa; Chordata; Actinopteri; Cypriniformes; Catostomidae. The record is from RefSeq and is a predicted model, not a curated record. The coding region runs from base 102 to 1631 and encodes 509 amino acids. Gene Ontology annotation, cellular component: signaling receptor complex; plasma membrane. Gene Ontology annotation, molecular function: G protein-coupled peptide receptor activity.